Messenger RNA from Sinocyclocheilus grahami, 791 nucleotides. Its product is annotated as zinc finger protein 879-like. The coding region runs from base 1 to 699 and encodes 232 amino acids. NCBI's taxonomy places the organism in Eukaryota, Metazoa, Chordata, Actinopteri, Cypriniformes, Cyprinidae. The transcript is spliced from 2 exons. Gene Ontology annotation, biological process: regulation of transcription by RNA polymerase II. Gene Ontology annotation, molecular function: RNA polymerase II cis-regulatory region sequence-specific DNA binding; DNA-binding transcription factor activity, RNA polymerase II-specific. The record is from RefSeq and is a predicted model, not a curated record.
AUGGAAAGUUUCAGGGACAAAGAAGAAUUGAGUGAAGUUGAGGCGAAAAAUCAUGUCAAAAGUGGAGAAAAACCCAAACAGAAAGAUUUAAAUAAAAAAAGAGCCAAUAAAUAUUUCACCUGCACUCAGUGUGGAAAGAGUUUCACAUACAAACAUACUCUUGAUGUUCACAUGAGAGUUCACACUGGAGAGAAACCGUUCACAUGUGAUCAGUGCGGGAGGAGUUUCUCACAAUCAUCAAACCUUAAGGAACACAUGAACAUCCACACUAGAGAGAAACUGCACACAUGUGAUCAGUGCAGCAAAACAUUUUUGUGGGCUUCAGACCUGAAGAAUCACCUGAAAGUUCAUACAAAGGAGAAGCCACAUUCAUGUCAUUUCUGUGGAAAGAGUUUUUCAUGUUUACAAUAUUUGAAAGUACAUCAGAAAAUACAUGCUGCUGUGAGAGAGUACAUGUGCUUUGAGUGUGAAAAGACUUUUACUACAGCGCAGUGUUUAAAACAGCACGAGAGGAUUCAUACUGGAGAAAAACCGUAUAAGUGUUCACACUGUGACAAGAGAUUCAAUCAGUCAUCACAUCUGAAAGCACACGAGAGGAUCCACACUGGAGAGAAACCGUAUCACUGCACUGCAUGUGGGAAGUGUUUCAGUCAUGCAUCUUCUCUACACAGACAUACAAAACACAUUCACAGUAAGUAGAUCAUCUUCAGAUCCAGCACUUUCAGAUCUGAUGCUGCGUCCUCAACAAAUCCUCAUCAAACGUAAUUUAUUCCAAGUGCGCUCUUUUAUCU